Messenger RNA from Gloeophyllum trabeum ATCC 11539, 1380 nucleotides. RefSeq lists its product as uncharacterized. NCBI's taxonomy places the organism in Eukaryota, Fungi, Basidiomycota, Agaricomycetes, Gloeophyllales, Gloeophyllaceae. The record is from RefSeq and is a predicted model, not a curated record. The transcript is spliced from 2 exons. The coding region runs from base 1 to 1380 and encodes 459 amino acids.
AUGGCUCCUACUCGGGCUUUGAUCAUCGACGACUCUGACCUUACUCAUACGACAUCAUCUGUCGACUCGGUCUCUGUCAAGAUAUCACUGCCAAUGCCACUGGUCAAAGGAAGAAGCAAGCGGUCCUCGGGUGCUUCCGCACUCACUCUGCGCAGGAGAAGUCGUACCUCACGCGGCGCCGAACAUGUACAUGACAUCACGCCGACGAAGGAGGACUCCCCUGCGAGACGAACGGGCGACUCGCGACGGCCUGACAACUUCGUCAUCUUCGACGACGCGGACUGCGUAGACUUGGAAGCUGAACUGCAGAAAGAUUGCUAUGUCACUUCCCUCUCACCGUCAGCCACGCAAGACCUGGAUUACGAGAUCAUUCAAGUAGUCUACGAAGACGACGCGAAACCUAUAUCAACCCUGUCAAGUCCCGCGGUCGUGGACCUCACGAAGCCCCUGGACACCUACAGCGCCUGCACUGAACCUUGCCCACCGUACUCUCUGGAGCCUAUUUUUGAGGAAUCUAUCGACGCCAGUUGCUUAUCGGGCGCUGGUUGGCUCUCUCCCGAUCAUCAUAGUGUCGCGGAUGACUCUCGCUGCUGUAGUGCUUCCGACACGAGCAUUGACACCCUCGCCGACGGCGGCUCUCUCCGCCUCCCGGAAGGAUUCCUUGACAAUCUUGAGGAGAUGGAGCGCCUCCUCGCCCUCCACUCCCGCGCGAAGCCCCGCGCACGCACUGCUUCUCUGAACUCGAAGGAGAACGCGCCGGUCGACAGGAGCGUCAGCUGCAGUAUGACUACGACCUCUAUCGACACGCUCGCGGAGGGCGGCGAGCCCAAGCUUCCCCCGGGGUUUUUCGAGAACCUGCAAGAGAUGGAGCAGCUCAUUACCUCGCACUCUGGCCAGAACGAGCACAAGAACGAAGCCCCGUCUCGUCCAUCAAGACAGUUGCCUACGAUUAUAGUGACGAAACCUCAACGGCGCAUCGUCCGCCGCGAAUCGAAUGUCAUCUUCAGCGGCUCGUCAGCCGUGUUGACAAAGCAACUGGACUACGACUAUAUGGAUGAGAUGGUAUACGAUGAGGACACGUCCUACAGCGGGGACUACGCCCCCUGUGUCCCACCACAAUACGCAGAUUUCCUGCAAGUCCCGUCGGUCGACUUCCGCGGACGUAUCAUCGGACACGAUGAGGAAGAAGACGAGGAAGAAGAAGUCACCUUCAAAGCCCCCAUCAUUCGCGUCCUGCUCAAGAAGCCGCGGUUCAACGGGCUCGACGGUCUACGCUCACUGGUCACCCGCCUACGAAGGAGACGUCCUUCAUCACUGGCAGUGGAUGAACUCAUGGAGAUUAUAGACGAGGAUGAUCUCGUGGAAGAAGACGAAUACUAG